UAUUAACAGGACUGUAGGCGUGUACGUGUAAGUGAAUGAGUUCUUUUCAUCGUUGGGUCGCCGUAAUCCGGUCUGUGGAAGAUCGUCAAAAUCACCUCAGUCUCUAAUUGCAGAGGUUCAAAUCCAGAUCAACCAUGAUUGCUGUUGAUUUGUACGAGCCCCAGGUCUUGGCUCUGGUUGUAUUUGCCAGUUUCAUUGGCCUAUCUGCCUUGGUCUAUAUCAUCUCUAUCUUCACCAUGAAGGAGAAGACAUAUGAGGAAGCCAUAGCUGAGCAGAGAGCCCGUCUGGACAAAGAGCAGCAACUACAACGAGACCAGCGGCAGAAACGUCGUCAAGCUUUCCCUCGUAAGAAGAAAGAGAAGGCUAAUGACAUCGACCAGUCUACUCCACCCCCAUCUCCUCCAUCACCUCCAUCACCGCCGGUUGAGGAGAAAAUCAAACCAGCAGUUGAGCAACAACAGGCUGCCGCUCCACCUCCUGCUCCUCAGCCCAAGACCAAGUCUCCUAAGCAGGCAAAGCAAACCAAACCACAGCUGGAACAGCAGCAGCAGCAGCAGCAACAGCCCAAGCAAAAGCAGCAACAGCAGCCAAAGGUAAAAGAGGCUACCAAAGAAGUAUCAUCCAGAGAAGCUCCAUCCAAAAAGGCCCUCAAGGAGACCCAGGUGAAAGAAGCUCCCAUUGAGAAAGCUGCCACUGCAUCCACUAAAGCAGCCCCUCCUCCAGCCAAGACGGAAACCUCUCCUAAGCCUAACCAGAAGUCCAGUCAGAAGUCCUCCCAGAAACCGAAGCCUGUUGAGGAGAAGCUCCAGAAGAAAGAAGCACCAAUAGUUGCCCAGAAAGCAACUGAUUCUCAAGCUGCACCGCCGCCUCCCAAGAAAGAUGGCAGUGGGGCCCAGAGUUCUCCCUCGAAGACCAAGAUCAAAGGAGCAAAAUCUGGAGCAACAGUGGAGGAAAAAGCAACUGCAGGACCAAGUGGUGAUUCAGCUGUUGACACUGGAGCCUUGAAGGCCAAGAAUCUUAGCGCCAUGCUAAAGACAGCAACUCUGUCUAACAAGGAAGUGCAGCAACUUGUUGAGGUGCUUCUCAACAAAAAUGGUGGGUCAGCUGCUGCAUCGGAAAACUGGGUCAAGGCCAACCAGCGUGAUCCAGUUCAAGCCAUGAAAAAACAACUCCAGGAGAAGGAACAGGCCUUACACAAUGAAAUGUUGCUUGCCCAGUCCUCCUCUCAGAAAGUGAAGGAACUACGUGCUGAACUGACCCAAGAAAAAUCUCAAAGGAUCCAAGUCGAUUCCCGCUUCAAAGAGGCUGUGCGUAAUCAUAGCCGAGAAUGUGACGCACUUCGUGCUAGACUCCAACAGAACCAUGAUGUUCACACCCGUGAGACUCAGAAUCUGCAAACUCGCAUCAAGCAACUAGAGGCCAGAAAUGAUAACACCGGGGUAGAAGCUCUUAAACAACUCCGAGAUGAGAAUGCACAGUUGAAAGGAGAAGCAGGACGGAAUGCACAGCAUUUUCAGAAUGAAAUCCAGAAGUUGAAAAACCAGAUUACGGCCAACGAGGGUCGUGCAAGGCAAGGUGAAGAUCAACGACGUAACCUGGAAUCCAAACUGGCUCAAUAUGAGCAGCAGAUUAAGGUGUAUGAAGCUGAGCAAGCUGGACAGCGUGAGAAUGAAACAGCCCUCUCCAAGCGUCUGAGUGAAGUCUCUGAGGAGCUUCGUAAGGCAGAGUCUCGCCUCCAGAACUCGGCCCGUGAGGGAGACAAGACGAUGGAGCGACUCCAAUCAUUGAUGAAGGAGAAUGAGACAGUCAAGAAACAGCUACAGGAGGUGUAUCGUCUAGAUAGUGAAAAGAGUACACAGAUGUCUGCUAUGGAAGGCAGGCUCAGGGAUUCUGAGAAGCAGAGGAUAAACCUUGAGGGCAUUGUCAAUGACUCCAAGGCAAAGUUGUCUGACUCAGAGAGAGUAUGCAUGCAGAAGGAUAAAGAAAUCUUGAGUCUGAGAGAUACCAACACCUCACUGGAGUCCCAGUUACAAGCCAAGAUACAGGAACUUACCCAGGCAGUUGAAGCAAUGAAACCCAAUGGAGAUAUGGGCAAAGAGGAACCCAAGGAAGAUGUUAUCCUGAAGAAAGAACAUGAGAACAUCAUCAAUGAGAAGGAAAAAGCAUUGGCCACAUUGCAAGGUGAAAUCUCGUCCAGGGAGAAUGAAAUGGAGACACUUAAACAACAGUUAGAGCAGCAGAAACAACGGAACAAUAAACUUCAGGAGAAAAAUUGGAAGGCCAUGGAAGCCCUCACGGCUGCUGAAAAAACUAGCGAAGAGAAAGUGGCCAAGGCGUUGGAGAAAGAGAAGAGUCUGCAAGAAGUUGCUCUUUGGAGCCUAGAGGAGGAACUGGAUGCAUGUUUAUACAAGGAGAAGGAGGCAUCCAAGAGCAUGCUGAUGAGGAUGUUCCCUGAUAUUAACAUUGAUGCCACUCUGGAGUAUAAAGACUGGCUAUCACAGUUUGAGAAGAAUGCCUUGAAUGAUCUUGCCGUACAAAAAGCUUCCUCAGGAUUAGAGGUUGCUGAACUGUCUUCCACCUUGUCCAGUGUGGAGGAAGAAAAGAAACAAUUAGUCAGCCAGUGUCAACAUUACAAGUCAGUGCUGAGUGAUACAGAGGGAAUCCUUAAUAAACUUCAAAGCAGUGUAGAAUCUGAGGAGAAGAAGUGGCAGGACAAGAUGUCAAUAAAGGACACAGCCUUGGCACAGGCAACCAAGGAGAUUGCAUCACUACAAGAACAAACCAAGCAACUAGACCAGCUGAAGCAGAUAUCUGCAGACAAUGAGAGAUUGUCCAGUGAGCUUGAGACAGCGCGGACCAGCUUGAGCCAGAUGGAGAAGGAGCGGUCAGCGUCUGCCACAGAGUAUGAAUCGACAUGCCGUGAGCUGAAGGACGUUCAGAAUCAACUCCGGCAACUGAUGGAGGAGUUGAAUACAGCUAAUCAGAGAGCAGAGAAUAGUGUGGAUGUUGCAGAAAUGCAGAAGGUGACAGCCACCUUAAUUGCUGAACAAGAAAAGAGUCAGAAACUGUCCUCUGAUCUGGAGGAAGCUAACCGUAGCCUGGAGCAACUCCGUAAAGCUUCCAGUUCCAGCAAAGACAUCUUACAGCAAGAACUGCAGACCCUGCGUUCCUCUUCUCAGCAACUACAAACAGAAUUAACCAGCACCAAGCAGGAUCUGGAAACAGCCUCCCAGAAACUUGCUCAGUCCACCAAUCAGCUUCUGAGCUCCCAGCAAGACCUAGUCCAGUCUCGGUCAGAGGCACAAGAGCUUAAGCGAAACCUCUCUAGAGCAGAGGAGACAGCAGAAGCAGCUGCUAAAGAAAGACAGGCAGCUGAGCAUAGUCUUGCAGCUCUUCAAAGGGACCUGGAAGCUUCCUCCAAGGAGAAGCAAGAGACUGAGCAGAACCUUGCAGCUCUUCAAAGGGACCUGGAAGUUUCCUCCAAGGAGAAGCAAGAGACUGAGCAGAACCUUGCAGCUCUUCAAAGGGAUCUGGAGGCUGCCUCCAAGGACAAGCAACAGACCGAGCAGAGCCUUGCCAAUUUGAAAGAAAGCCUAGAUGCAAUCUCCAAGGAGAAGGAAGACACUGAGAACAGUCUUUCUGCUUUGCGAGAAAACCUAGAUGCAAUCUCCAAGGAAAAGGAAGAGACUAACCAGAGUCUGGCAGCUUUGAGAGAAGAGCUAGAGGCAUCCCAAAAAGCCCAGCAGGAAACCCUAGAGAGUACUAAGAAGCUCCAAGAGAGUGAGGAAUCCACUCAGAAGCUACAGGAAGAGAUUAACACCUUAAAAGAAAGUCUCCAGAAGGAGAAGGUUCUUACCAGGGAUCUAGGCACAGCAGCAGCCAAACUCCAGGUUAUGCUAAAGAAAACACAGAGCGCCUUAGCAGCAGAGAAGGAGACAGUCUCUGAACUCAAGACUAAGGCAGAUGUCACUGGGGAGCAAGCAGAGAUAAGUAGCACAUUGACAGACAGCCAAGUUGAGCUGCAACUCUUAGAUGCUGCAGAUGAUGAGGAGAAUGGUUCUUGGUGCAUUCUAGAGCAAGCUGCGUCUGAAAAGUCAUAGCUCAGGGUGCCAAUGCCAAACCUACCAAACCAACAGACUCCAGUGAUGGUUCAUCCGUGUAGCAUCUCUACUUGAUGACAUGAAAGAAUCUCCAAAGGCCUUCCAUCCAACUGUAACAUAAAAAUCCCAUGCGUAAUCCUUGCAUUGUAUUGGAUUAGUCGUAGUCGGUGGUAGCCUAGCAUCUUGAAAUGCAUGCAUAUCACAUCCCUAGUUAACGUAGACAUCUCAAGUGCCCUCUCUUGAUACCUUGUCAAAUACAUGGCAUUACUGCUAGCAUCAAUAAACAGUGGGAAUUCUUGCAUUUGAAGUGAAUUCCUAAUACUUGAAUUACCUGUAAAUACCAUACCUUGAUACGGUUGUAUUAGAAGCUUAACAGACUGUAAUCCUCACUCUUAGAAUUCCAUUUGAAGAUCAUAUGAGGGCGCUCUUGAUGUAAAUAGUUAAGGUCAUAGGUCAUUUUUAUUUGAAAGGAUCCAAAGCAGCGCUGUGUAAAACUUUUUGUGCGUGUAUUGCAUAGAAGAAAUUUUAAGCUCUGAUUUCUUUUGCUUUUUUUCGUUGACAAAACCAUAGAAUGGAUAUUCAUUGAGCAGAAAAUGACAGUUUGAGAAGUGCCACUUGUUAGAAUGAUUUUCUAAGAUGUUCUGAUCAAGGGAUGUUCACGGUUCGAUUUUGAAAUCACUUGGGGUUAGGUCUUUGUUUUUUGUGUGUGUGAAGUGCAGCAGGAGUAUUAGUCCAACGUGUGCAAAGUUUGGUCUUGAAACAUAUGCAAUUGGAUACGUGUAUUGUAAUUCUUGUGACUCAAUGUAUCUCUUUCCUAUGGAGGUCCAUCAAAAUGUGUAUACAAUGUUGUCUUUGUUAUCAAGCUUUAUGCAUUGACUCAGAGAAAUAUUCUCUUACAUUUAGAAAUUUCUCUAUUUUGCAUUGUAAAUGUACACCCAUAAUUUACUGCAAAGCCAUGCUUUUUCCCUGGUAACCAUCAGUUCCUUAAAAGAAAAAUGUUGAUAGAUGUUUACCAGUGAAAUGAAAAGGUCUUAAAAUGCACAGUUCAUUUGAUGUCCACUUGGACUGUUGAUGUGGAAUUACUUUAUUUCAUGUCUCCUCUCUGCUGCCUUUUGCUCCAAUCAAGAAACAAACCAUAAGUUUCAAAUUUCAGUUUGCAGUUAAGUACUUAAUUUUCUGUACUGGAUUUUCUUUGCUUUAUAUUUUAUUCAGUUCAAUGGGUGUGUAAUACCUGUGUUCAAAUGGAACUAAGCCAACUUAAAUGGUCAGCAGUACAUGUAGUUUUGUAAACUUCACAGAUGAUUUUACAAAUACAUCCGUAGAAAUACUAAUUGCUUAAUGUCAUUCAUCAAUGACACACGUCCAAAAAGUAGUGAUGUAACAUUCCAAAAUAUAAAUUAAUUGAUCAAAUUAGUAAAACAUUACCAAACUCAUUGUCUGUUUACUUGUUGAAUGUAAACAAUAACUGGUUGUGGGUUUACCUUUUGAGAUAUUGAAUGCAUUGGAAGCAAAGAAACUGAUGUGUUUUGUUUCUUCCCCCCCCCCCCAAAAAUGUUGAAUCCCUUACAAGCUUAUUUCUCUUGUACACUAUCAGGUCACUGCUACAGUACUUUGUGAGUGACCUUGUUAAGUAAGCCAUUUCAUUGUCUCAAUGGCGGAAGGACAUCCAUAUACAGUUCACAUUCCUGAUUGUGUCAGUCUUUGUCAUUGUUUUUCUUUGUUAAACUUACACUUUAAACUGUGAUUCUGCCUACGUUCUCUUCCUGGUACAUCUUAAAUACUUCUGCUUUAUGUACUGACUUACUGAGUUUAAGCUAAGGGUGAAUAUGAGGUCCAGAUCAUUUAAUUAGGACCAGAUAAUUUGUGGGUUUUUUAGUUCAAGUGUAGAAAAGGGAACAUUAACUGGAUUGAAACUGAAUAUGAAAACAGGGUAAUGACCUGAAAGGGUAGGGUUUAUUCAUUUUAUGCGUGAUUGAAGAUAGUUUGAUGUGAAACCUUGUGAUCAUACUGCAAUACAUGUAUAUGCAGUAGUAUUAAUAUUUUCACACGUGUACUAUUUGAACCUAACCUGCUCUCUAAAGUAUCAUUUGCUGUCCACUUGAAAUAUUUUGUUGUGAUAGUUAAAUGCCUUAUGUGUCUUGCUGGAUACUAUUUGAAUCUUGAAAUUUAUUUGGAGAUUACUUUGAACAGCUUUUGCAUUUAAAGUACUGGUGGGCGGAUUGACACUGAAUGUUUUUGGAAUGAAUUGUUUUGUCUUUUAAUCAAAUGCAGGAUAUUUAUAAAGGUUGAUUUUUUUCUGAAGUAAGUUGGUUAAAAUUGAAGGGAAGUUGGUUACCAUGUGCUCGAUCCAUUACCUUCCCUUGUGGGUAGAUGAACGUCGCCAUGGAUAAUCAUUGGGUAAAGACACAAAACUGGUAUCCAUGUAUUGAUCACCUCUGUAAGUAUUUAGGGAUAUAACUGCCUCCUACUUUCUUGGACUUGCUAUCAAGGAAGAGAGUUACGGAGCCUUCACAAUUGAUUAGAUCCAAAUUGAAGUUACACUUGCAAAAAACAUGGUUACACAUUACCAUGAAGGUAACUAAGCUGUUAUGUGAGAGGCGAUUCAACUAACCUAAGCUUGCCAGUCCAGCCUCACCUUCAACGAAACCAUAUAAAGGUCAGGUGACUACUUUUUGGAAGGUGGGUACUACUAAUAAGUAAUAGACCAAGAUUUGCUUCACUUUUAGUCUCGCUAAAUUUAUGAUCGCUUCUUUGUGCAACGUAGCAAACAUUAAAGCAUACAUCAAAAGUGAAUCUGACUACAGCAGAGAUAUUACAAAGUGUUGACCUUUUCAGGCUGCAUUAUUUUGUAGUUCGAAGGCAAUGACAGAUGAACAAUAAAAUGUGAUUGUGUCCUCAAGGUGAACAUUUCCUGAUUCCCAUGCAGUUGGAUUCUUGAUGGUAAGAUAAGCUAUCAAUUCCCGGCAUAUUAUGUCAUAACGAAUAAAAGUGGUUGUCAUGACCAAAUAAAAAAAU
Messenger RNA from Acanthaster planci (crown-of-thorns starfish), 7115 nucleotides. It is a transcript of the gene rrbp1, whose product is annotated as ribosome binding protein 1. The record is from RefSeq and is a predicted model, not a curated record. Lineage: Eukaryota; Metazoa; Echinodermata; Asteroidea; Valvatida; Acanthasteridae. Gene Ontology annotation, cellular component: endoplasmic reticulum membrane.